Molecule: messenger RNA, 923 nt
Organism: Vitrella brassicaformis
Lineage: Eukaryota; Vitrellaceae
Source: the annotation of a GenBank genome assembly
UCAGUCGGUCAGCUUUAUCUCCGUCUCCAGCCGUUCGUAUUGUCUCUUGGCGGCCUCCAGCUGCCCCUCUAGCCGGGCCUUCUCAGCGGCGUAUGCCUUCACAAACGCAUCCACCGUCUUGCCCAACUCACCCAACUCGGCGGGGAUGCCCGUGGCACUCAGCUGAGGCUCCACAAAGGCCUCCUUGGUCUCUGCCGGCCCCUUGUCGAUGGGUGCCGUCAUGAGUCUGAUCCAGAAGUCGUCGGGGCUGCCCCUGGCAGCAUCAUCCAGCAGGUGGCCGACGGACGCCGCCUUGCCCGCACGCCGGAGGGUCUCGGCGUCGAGGAUGGCCCUGUGGAUGGCCUUGAAUGCCUCGCCGUCCAUAUCGAUGAACACUCGACUGUCCUCGUCUCGUAUCAGCCGCCCGUCCCAUCGGCCACCGAACAGCACCGCCAGCAGAGAGCCCUCGAUGCUCGUCAGGUGCUUGCGGCGGACCGACACGUGAGUGCCGCCCACGUUGAGCAGCAGCAGGUCGUCAGCAGAGGCCGCCGAUGCGCCGUCACACACGGCCCCAGACUCCGUCAGCAGGUUGGUGAUGUUGUAUGUCGUUGUGAGGGCCGCUUCAGUGUCCUUUCUUUGAGCCUGUAGUUCCUCCAGAGGGCCGAGAAUGCUCCUGUCGACCGCAGAGAGGGCGUCAUGGCGCGACAGCUUAAGGGCGGCCAUGGGAGAUCAAUGAAUGCCUGAUCAGCAGACGCAAACACUGGGUAUGUUCAGCAUCGAUACACGCCCCUCCCUUUUGCGAAAGAUGGGCCGGAAAGGCCAAGCCUAUGGCAUCAACCACUGAGAGAGACCACACACAGACAUGAAGAGCUCAUCAGAUCUCGGUCUGUUUUUGGUUUCUCGUGCUGUCAGCUGACCUUCCUGAUGUCCUUCGUCGUUUUUUG